This is a messenger RNA of Felis catus (domestic cat), 2381 nucleotides long. RefSeq lists its product as uncharacterized. The record is from RefSeq and is a predicted model, not a curated record. Bases 132 to 866 code for a protein of 244 amino acids. NCBI's taxonomy places the organism in Eukaryota, Metazoa, Chordata, Mammalia, Carnivora, Felidae. The transcript has 4 exons.
AUGGCAAAAACCUGUCAGAAGAACACCUUCGCAGGCCUGCACGGGCACAGAACGGCAACCUUUCCCACCAACCUGGCCCCAAAGCCAACCGGGCUUCUGGGCAGUGGGUCUGGGCAGGGUGUGGCUCCAGGAUGCCCUGUGCGUUCUCACGCUCCCCCAACUGGAUCGGGCGUUCCCUGACAGCAGAGACAGUCCCCGUGCGGGUACCCGGAUGGGCUGGCGGCACGGCGGGGGCGGGGGCCGUGCCUUCAGCGUCCAGCCACUUGCAAGCCAUUUCCAACGCGUGGAGGUCCCCCCCGCCCCCGCCCCCAAUCCCCAUGACAAUGAGUCCCUCUCUGUCCCUUCCCAGUGCUCGUGAAGACAUGUCCCCGUGUGGGCUGACCCCUUCACAAUCCAAGGGGCACUUGGAUGGGCCAAGAGGACAGCAGCUCAGGUGUCCUCUGCAGAGAACAGCAGCGGCUCCCAGCCUGCCACGGAAACCGAGACUUGGGAGGAGCGGCAGGAUCCAAGCAACUGAGCCAACUCAAAGUAGCCCCGGGACCAGCCUGCACCUGUUCCCACCGGAUACGGUCCCACUAUCACAGUGCACACUCGGAAGCACCUCCUGUGGGCUAGUCACGGCUCUGAGUGAACUCCUUCACCUUGCACGGUCUCCAGUUCCUGUCACCAUCUUUCUCCGAUCCCGACGGGAAAACCUCAAGCCCCUCUCUACUCAGUGCUUCAACUGCUAUCACGGAGUGGGUCUUUCCCCAGACGACCUCUACAGCCUUGGCUCCUCCCCUCACCUGUCCUCCGGUCCUGACUUCCCAACGGGCGAUCCCUUUGUUCACCUCGCAUUGUCCCUCCAGCCAGUUCUGCAGCUGUAAGCCCAGUGCUCCCAGCUAACAUCCUCCCAACAUCUCCUCCGGUGCUCUGUCUGCUUGACACAUCGUGUAUUAUGCUCCCGGGACACCUUUGUCAUGCCUGGCCUUCCGGGCACUUGGUUCUUCCCCUCCCCCCCCCACCCAUGCCCUUCUUGCUCUCUACCUUUCCACAUUCCACCCCACCUUCCCGAAUCUCCCACUCCUCCGGCUUACAGCAAUGUCAGAAUUCACCCGUUUAUUUCACGAAAUGUAAUACUCAGUUGCUCUGUUUCCUGGGUCCUGAUUUCCAACUAUACUAUUCAAGGCUUGAGAACAGGGGAGUCUUUGAGCCCCCCUAGGGCUUAGCACGAUGCUGGUCACCUAACAAGUAGGCGGUGAACACUUAUGAAUGAUCAGUUUAAUCCUAACUUAAUAUGGUUAGCUUGGGACACCGACCGGGGUCACUGGGAAAUUGGCUUGGCCAUGCGCCACACCCCGAGUCUGGAUGGUGGUGCCUGUCCUUUGCAGAGCAUUUGGUUCGUAGGUGUGCAGUGACCUGUUUGCUCCCCAACAAGCCACCUCCACGAGCCUCUUGGGAGAGAAGGUCACAAUUCCAGGGAGAGUGGCCACACGGGCAAAGAAUUUUCUGCGAGGUUUGGACACAGAAGCCUGUUCAAAUCCAAGUGGGUGUUGUAACUAUGAGUAGUGCUGGAUGUUAAUUAAAUUUUUUGUGGAGGUCAUUUUGCAAUAUAUACAUAUAGCCUAUCAUUAUACUGUACGCCUGAAACGAAUACGAUGUUAUAUGCCAACAAUAUCUCAGAAAAAACCCAAACCCAAACCCAAACCCAAACCCGAACCAAAUGGGAUCUGGGGUAAGGUAGGUUCAACUGGACCCCAUCAAAAUGAUUUAGUUUCUCAAGUACCGAGAGCAAUUUAGGACCAGAUGAUCUCACGGAGGACGUGACCCGACAGAGUGGACUCUGAGAGACGGAAGGCACUGUAGGGAGGUUUCAGGGUUAUUACAUUUGGCCGCCGACACCAUUCUUAAUCGAUCUGUUCAACGUGUUUCAAGAUUCCUAAUGGACACAGUAAUGACAACGUUCAAAGACCAGGGUGUGCUUACACUCACCACCUUCCGCUGGAACAGGGAGCCAGAACAGCACCUGCUCAUCCGGCCCACAACGUCUGGCCAACUCAGGUCCAAGUGCCUCUGACUCUAGACCAGAGGCCAUAUUUCGUGUGCCUUCCACACCACACCCUACAAGACUGCUCAGAAAUGGGCCAUUCGUCUGCAAGACAGGCAGUUCUCACGACUCAAAGGCCAGUCACUCAACGUCCGCAGAAGAAUUACAUUUCACAAACAGGGGGAGGUGAGCAAAUAGAACAGGGGCAGACUUCCUUCAAAUGCGCUUAGGCUUGGGGCGCCUGGGUGGUGCAGUCGGUUAAGCGUCCGACUUCAGCCAGGUCACUAUCUCGCGGUCCGGGAGUUCGAGCCCCGCGUAGGGCUCUGGGCUGAUGGCUCAGAGCCUGGAGCCUGUU